GAAGUUAUAAGUAGUGCUUGAUUCACUUGAACUGAUUUACCCUAUAAGUAUCGUUAGAUAUCUACUUAGUCUUUCCCAAUCAAGACUUGCAAAAAUAAGGAAAAUAUGGCUAAGCAAUCAUUGCCUGAGCAAAAAUUAAUCGAAGGAUUGAAGAAACUUCUGAUCGCUGGUGAAAAGGAUGGCGUAAACGAUGUAGUUGAAGAAAAAAUUGAGAAGCUGAUCGUAGAGUUGCAAGGUCCAGAACAUCCUUUUGAUCCAGUUCAAAGAAUUAAGGAUGGCUUCCAUUACUUCUUGCGGAACAAAUAUGAUCCAUCAGUAGCAGAAGGCCAGCAACCAAAGUUUUUGGUAUUUGCUUGCUCGGACUCACGAGUUAGCCCAUCUCAUGUCCUUGACUUCCAACCUGGUGAAGCCUUCAUGGUCCGCAAUAUUGCCAACAUGGUCCCUCCAUUUAACCAGCUAAGGUAUUCUGGAGUUGGAGCAGCCAUAGAAUAUGCUGUGGCACAUUUACACGUGGAAAAUAUUCUAAUUAUCGGACAUAGUCGUUGCGGUGGAAUAGAGACGCUUAUGAGUCUUCCAAAAGAUGGUUCUACUUCCAAUGACUUCAUUGAUGAUUGGGUCAAAAUUGGAUUACCUGCCAAACGCAAGGUUUUGGAAGAGCAUCCUCACCUUGAUUUCUAUGAGCAAUGCAAGAUUUGUGAAAGGGAAUCAGUGAAUUUCUCACUGAUAAACAUACAGACCUACCCAUAUGUGAAGGCAGCAAUGGACAAAGGGAAACUUACACUAAGAGGUGGCUAUUAUGAUUUUGUUAAUGGGAUUUUUGAGCUUUGGGAGGUUAAAGACUGCAUUACACAACCAAUUCCAAUAUAAUCAGUUUCUUCCUACUUGGAUUGUUUCCUUUAAAGCAAGUGCUAGUGCUUAAAUAAUGGUGGAAAUGUAAUAAUUUUCUCUAAAUUGAUGAAUAAAAUUUUAAUUUUCAUUACCUUA
Molecule: messenger RNA, 984 nt
Organism: Jatropha curcas
Lineage: Eukaryota; Viridiplantae; Streptophyta; Magnoliopsida; Malpighiales; Euphorbiaceae
Product: carbonic anhydrase 2
Biological process (GO): carbon utilization
Molecular function (GO): zinc ion binding; carbonate dehydratase activity
Source: RefSeq, a predicted model, not a curated record